Messenger RNA from Acyrthosiphon pisum (pea aphid), 1269 nucleotides. RefSeq lists its product as uncharacterized. Bases 647 to 1243 code for a protein of 198 amino acids. The record is from RefSeq and is a predicted model, not a curated record. The transcript is spliced from 2 exons. Lineage: Eukaryota; Metazoa; Arthropoda; Insecta; Hemiptera; Aphididae.
AAUGAUAUUUUUGAUGGAUAUACUGAAUAAUACUAUAGUUUCGAGGUACCCACAAGUGUAACUAAAAAUGUUAUAGCAGAAUAUAAUAGUGUGUCUCCCAAAGUUAAAGACCAUUAUGUUGGAAGUCUGAUCAGCUCAAAUUUUAUAGAGCCAUCUGAUUCUUCUGGUAAGUAUUAUAAUUUGUUGUUUUCAAAAUAUUUAAUUACCUUAAAACCUUUCUUCUUGAAUUUAAUAUUAUAUAGGUACCUGUAAGUAUUUAUUUUAAGCAUCUGUGAAUUUUACAGGACUAGGUAAUAAUUCUUAUGAGUAUUAUGAACCAUUACAUAGUAACAAAGUAAUUACAAGUCCAACUAAAAAUGUUAUAGCAGAAUAUAAUAGUGUGUCUCCCACAGUUAAAGACCAUUACAUUACUCCUAAUAUUAUAAUACUAAAUGAUACGAAUGUGUCAAGAAUUCUGUUCCCACCAGUUGAACAAAGCACUUCAGUUAGUGUUAAAGACAAUAGUGUAAUCAAUGAAGUCAAUCAAUUAAGCGGAGAAAAAGACGCAUCAGAUGAUACUGAAUAUAACAAUUUAAAUAUUGUAGGUAUCAACGAUGAAGAAAAUGAAGAACCGGUUGGAAAUAAAAAUGUGUAUUUUAGAGAACAAAUGAAACUUAAAAGAAUGAAUGGUAAAUCGUAUGUAGGUUAUAAUAGGCAAGGAAAUAAAGUUUUUCAAAAUAUUGAUCGUGAAUCAAGAUCAAUUAAAGCAGCUUGUACAUCAUUAAAAUGUUUAAAAUCUAUGGUACGUUACUGCAAUAUAUUCUUAGAAAACGAAAGAUUGAAAAUGUUUGAACACUUUUGGCAAUGCAAUUGGGAUGAGAAAAAAACAUUUUGUAUAAACAUGAUAAACAAAAAAGAAACAAAACGGUUAACCACAAUUUUUGGAACAGAGAGUCGAAGACAUUUUUCAUAUACUUACUAUUUAAAAUCUAAUGAGAUUAAGUAUCCAGUGUGUAAAGUAAUGUUUUUAAAUACUUUUGGAUUAAAAGAAUGGAUGGUGCGCAAUUGGUUGGACUCAUCAUUUAAUGGUCUACCCAAUAUAAAAAAUAUUAGAAAACAACCUAUUGAACUUGAUAUUAUUGAUGACCCACAACUUGAAGAAGUAUCACCUCGAAGGUCAGUUCAACUUAGACAAGAUCACUUGAUACAGUGGUUUGACAGUUUGGCAAAAAUGCCUAGUCAUUAUUGCCGAAAAAACAAAUAGAUUAUAUUCCAUUCAAUACCAAACAA